GCAGGGCGGCCCGGCCUCCUGCUUCUGCUGCUCUUUCGAGUAACCGCGCGUUCGUUCCUGCUGCCCCCUCACCCGGCCCUGCCAUGAAGGACGUACCGGGCUUCCUACAGCAGAGCCAAAACUCGGGGCCCGGCCAGGCCGCCGUGUGGCAUCGCCUGGAAGAACUCUACAACAAAAAGCUCUGGCACCAGCUGACUCUUCAGGUUCUGGACUUUGUGCAGGACCCGUGUUUUGCCCAAGGAGAUGGACUCAUCAAGCUAUAUGAGAACUUUAUCAGUGAGUUUGAACACAGGGUGAACCCUUUGUCCCUUGUAGAAAUCAUUCUUCAUGUAGUGCGGCAGAUGACAGAUCCUAAUGUAGCCCUUACUUUUCUGGAAAAGACCCGAGAAAAAGUGAAAAGCAGUGAUGAAGCUGUGAUUCUAUGUAAAACAGCCAUUGGUGCUCUGAAAUUAAACAUUGGUGACCUACAAGUCACAAAGGAGACCAUUGAGGAGGUAGAGGAAAUGCUGAAUAAUCUUCCUGGUGUGACAUCUGUUCACAGCCGAUUCUAUGAUCUCUCCAGCAAGUAUUACCAGACAAUUGGGAAUCAUGCCUCUUAUUAUAAGGAUGCACUAAGGUUCCUGGGCUGUAUAGAUGUUAAAGAUCUGCCAGUGUCAGACCAACAGGAAAGAGCCUUUACUUUAGGCUUGGCAGGACUCCUGGGUGAAGGAGUCUAUAAUUUUGGGGAACUGCUUAUGCACCCAGUACUGGAGUCUGUGAGGGACACUGACAGACAAUGGUUGAUCGACACACUUUAUGCCUUCAACAGUGGUAAUGUGGAAAAAUUCCAGGCUUUCAAAUCAGCAUGGGGCCAGCAGCCAGAUCUGGCUGCAAAUGAAUCGCUUCUCCUACAGAAGAUCCAGCUGCUGUGCCUCAUGGAGAUGACCUUCACUCGACCAGCUAACCACAGGCAACUCACUUUUGAGGAGAUUGCUAAAAGUGCUAAAGUCACUGUCAAUGAGGUGGAGCUACUAGUGAUGAAAGCACUUUCAGUGGGUUUGGUGAAGGGCAGUAUUGAUGAAGUGGAUAAAAGGGUUCACAUGACAUGGGUCCAACCACGGGUGCUGGAUUUACAACAGAUAAAGGGCAUGAAAGACCGCCUGGAGUUCUGGUGCACAGAUGUGAAGAGCAUGGAAAUGUUGGUGGAGCACCAAGCUCACGAUAUCCUAACAUAGAGGACCUUGCACUGGCUGAGGGAAUAUCUUGUACUGUUGCUGAAAACUGGCAGUGCCCUGACCACUGACUCUGUACUGAAUUCUAUUAAAAGGGGGGCUAGGGGAGGAAGGGACGAACUACUUUUCUGAUGCUUGUACAGAGGACUAAGUGGCCUUUGCUGUAUAACCCUUUGGUGCUUGGAGUCGGGAAUUCCCUCCUACGCGCUAGCAUUUGAUUAGCGCUGUCCAUGGGAGCUCCCAUCCUGCUGACACCAAAGGGGUGGGUGGGGAUAAGGACUUCAUAAUGGUGGAUUAUAAUCAGUCUUGGUGUGAGGCUGUUGCAACGGAGGAUGCUAGGGGCCUAUGUGCUAAAGCAGUGGAGGUCACUAGCUCAACAGUGGGAUGGCAGCAGAACUUCCAUUUUGCACUUGGUGUGUAAGAAGGAAGGGACACCAUCAACCGUUGUCAGGCAUUUCUGAUGGACGUGGGGGAUGGGGAGAGCAUGACCUCCUCCCUGGAACCUGUCUCCUUGCCAGGCCAAAGGCAGCAUAACCGAGAACACACACCUCUUUCCCCUAGCCUCCACUAUUUUGCAGUAGAGGAAGCUGCUCAAUCCCAUCAAUGAGUUUUCCAGGAAUAAAAUCAUAAAUUUAGUGGAUUUGUUUUUAUAUUCUCCUUGGGUUUGCUCUUGUCUUUUAUGAACAUUUUAUCCUGAAGUGUGAUGCAGUAAAAUAACUGCUGGAAUAAACUUCUCUGCCUUC
Elgaria multicarinata webbii is the source of this 1954-nucleotide messenger RNA. It is a transcript of the gene PSMD13, whose product is annotated as proteasome 26S subunit, non-ATPase 13. Gene Ontology annotation, molecular function: structural molecule activity. Lineage: Eukaryota; Metazoa; Chordata; Lepidosauria; Squamata; Anguidae. Gene Ontology annotation, cellular component: cytosol; proteasome regulatory particle, lid subcomplex; nucleus. Gene Ontology annotation, biological process: ubiquitin-dependent protein catabolic process. The coding region runs from base 84 to 1214 and encodes 376 amino acids. The record is from RefSeq and is a predicted model, not a curated record. The transcript is spliced from 13 exons.